Messenger RNA from Aricia agestis (brown argus), 1100 nucleotides. RefSeq lists its product as uncharacterized. The coding region runs from base 119 to 700 and encodes 193 amino acids. The transcript has 2 exons. Lineage: Eukaryota; Metazoa; Arthropoda; Insecta; Lepidoptera; Lycaenidae. The record is from RefSeq and is a predicted model, not a curated record.
CCCCAAAGUGAGCACCGUGCCAAAAAUCGCACAUCGCGUAAACUUCGUAUUUACAUCGACAAAAACUUCGUAAAAGAAACUUUUUUCUAGACUUUCUUUCAAGACAGUGUUGUGCAUAAUGUUGGACAAAAGCAUCGUUGGUGGUAGUUGGGAGAGCGUUGUCUCGCGAGAUGACUACGAUUACGAGUACAGCCCGAGUCCAAGGGGAUCUCCGCUGAAGGAUACCUCGAACAUCCAGGACGAGCAACCGUACAUCCUGAGCCGGCACAACCCGAACAAGACCUUCCGGCGAGAGGCGGUCAUCGCCUCCUGGAAGAAUCUAAAGAAGGAGCGCGAGCAGGCGCUGGGUAAGAGGAUAAUCUACAUCGACGCCGACAAAUACGAGGACUACUACGGCAGGAACAAGGUGAAGAGAUGCAAGAGCGAGAGGACGGCUAACAUCCCUCGCGAACAGAAGAAGGUGAAGAGGACGUACUCCGUCCUGUAUCGGUACGAUCCCCACCAGGAAAAGGUGGUCAAAGAGUACAAGUACCAGCUACCGAAGGAAACAGAGACGCCGGUGCAUUCGAGCAUACAGAAGUGUCAUUCUGAACCUUUCCUGCUGACGGAGAAGAAGCCCAGGAAGAAAGUCAAGCGAUCCAUCACCACCUUGCUGAGCAUCAAAACUAAAUUCUUGAACAUUUUCUCGUCCAAGAGUUAGACAUAUUUUAAUUGAUUAGGGAUAUAGUUGCUCAAUUGAUUGCAUUUUCUUAGAAUAUAUAAAUUCUUAAGAAGCCUGAAAGGCGAAACAAAUUAGUUAGAAAUUGAAAACUGCCAAGUAAUUUAAUUUAGAAAAGUAUGCACUUUUGUAAUUUGAAUACGGAGUACCUUUUGCUCUAGCAUUGGAACUGGUAAUGUGUUUAAUAAAGUGCAAAAGUUGCUCGCUACUAAUGUUAGAAACUUUUGAAUGCAAAUGUUUUAGUAUUCAAACAAGCGACUUCUAAAAUUAAAUCUUAUGCAAUGCAGCACCUCUAAUAAUAACUUCUGCACAGUAAGAUAGUGUUGUCAACAUUAUUUAUAGUAUUAUUUAGUUAAGUAUUAUAAUAUUUGUGAUAUUUUGU